AUGGGUUCGACUAAUGCGGAGCUAGAGCAGAAGGUUCCUAGCAACAUUGCCCGCCAGGACGAGGAAAAUGUGACCGACUCUGCGACUGACUCACCUGCCGUGAAGCCUCAAGAUGAGCUUACAUUCGACACAGGCUUGAGGGCAUGGCUCCAGGUGCUCGGCUCAUUCUUCCUCUUCUUCAACUCAUGGGGUGUUAUCAAUACAUGGGGUGCAUAUCAAACGUACUAUGAGUCCAACUUACUCUCCGGAACGUCUUCUUCCACAAUUGCCUGGAUCGGUUCUCUCCAAUCAUUCCUUCUAAUGCUUAUCGGAGUCGUCACCGGCCCAUUGUUCGACGCUGGUUAUUUCCGAGAACUGAUCAUAUUCGCCAACUUUAUGCUGCCAUUCGGCCUGAUGAUGACCAGUCUCGCCACUGAAUAUUGGCAGUUGAUUCUCGCGCAGGGUAUCUGUGUCGGCCUGGGUGCUGGUUGUCUCUUUGUGCCAUCUGUAGCUAUCCUGCCCCAAUACUUCCGGGAAAAGAGAGGUCUCGCCAAUGGUCUAGCCGCCAGCGGCAGUAGCAUUGGUGGUGUAGUCUACCCUAUCAUGUUUGAUCAGCUGCAGAAGCAAGUCGGGUUUGCUUGGGCUACUCGAACAAUCGGUUUCCUAUGCUUUGGAACCAUCCUCAUCUCUCUUAGCUGUAUGCGCCUUCGUAUUCCUCCUAAGGAGAAGCGCAAGCUCUACCAGCUAUCAGCUUUCAAGGAGCCAGCCUACUGUCUCUUCACAGCCGCCAUGUUCUUUGGAUUUCUUGGAUUCUAUAACUUCCUCUUCUAUGUCCAGUCAUUUGCCAUUGACAAUGGUAUUGUGGAUGCUAAUUUGGGAUUCUACCUACUCUCCAUGCUCAACGCCGCUUCAACCUUCGGUCGUAUUGGACCGAACUUCAUUGCCGACCACACUGGCCCGCUUAACAUGCUCACUCCAGCUGUCACCAUCACCUCCAUUCUAGCAUUUGUGUGGAUUAGCGUUCACACCGUCCCGGGAAUCAUCAUUUUGGCCGUCUUUUACGGUUUCUUUUCCGGUGGAUUCGUGUCAAUGCCACCAGUUGUCAUGGCUUAUAUGACACCCGAUGUUCGUGAUCUUGGUACUCGCCUUGGUCAGGUUUUUGCUACUACCUCCAUUGCUCUGCUGAUUGGUACUCCUAUUGGUGGUGCCAUUCUAAGCAAAACUGGCUCGUACUUGGGAGUUCAGCUUUUCACCGGCUGUUGCCUCAUUGUAUCUGCCGUCCUCUUUGCGUCGUUGCGAGUUAUGCGAUCUGGUCCCCAUUUCAUUUAUAAGACUUGA
Penicillium angulare is the source of this 1317-nucleotide messenger RNA. RefSeq names its product MCT family MFS transporter. Gene Ontology annotation, biological process: transmembrane transport. NCBI's taxonomy places the organism in Eukaryota, Fungi, Ascomycota, Eurotiomycetes, Eurotiales, Aspergillaceae. Gene Ontology annotation, molecular function: transmembrane transporter activity. The transcript is spliced from 2 exons. Gene Ontology annotation, cellular component: fungal-type vacuole membrane. The record is from RefSeq and is a predicted model, not a curated record. The coding region runs from base 1 to 1317 and encodes 438 amino acids.